AUGACUAAAAAGGAUGUUUUUUAUUUGCAGGACAUGUCCGAAUAUAAAUGUGAAUCAGGAAAACCGCCGGUAUAUGUCCCUUAUAAACCAGUAACAGCAGUUAUUGGGGCAUCGUUUAGCGUCGUUUCAAUUAUGGUCGCGAACAUAUUGCGUCUAUUCAAGAUACCACAAGUUAGCUACGCGUCCACAAGUACAGAGCUUUCGGACAAGUCCAGGUUUGAAUACUUUAGCCGAGUCGUACCACCUGAUAACUUUCAAGCUCAAGCCAUGGUCGAGGUCAUAAAAGCUCUCGGGUGGAAGUACGUGUCCACCGUUGCCGUUGAAGGCGAUUAUGGAGAAAAA
Onthophagus taurus is the source of this 342-nucleotide messenger RNA. NCBI's taxonomy places the organism in Eukaryota, Metazoa, Arthropoda, Insecta, Coleoptera, Scarabaeidae. The record is from RefSeq and is a predicted model, not a curated record.